Abrus precatorius (Indian licorice) is the source of this 1179-nucleotide messenger RNA. Its product is annotated as oxysterol-binding protein-related protein 4C-like. The coding region runs from base 1 to 1179 and encodes 392 amino acids. The transcript has 6 exons. Lineage: Eukaryota; Viridiplantae; Streptophyta; Magnoliopsida; Fabales; Fabaceae. The record is from RefSeq and is a predicted model, not a curated record. Gene Ontology annotation, molecular function: sterol binding. Gene Ontology annotation, cellular component: membrane; intracellular membrane-bounded organelle; cytosol.
AUGGGAAAAGUGAUGGAGCAGGUGGAGAAGGCAGAGAACCAAAAAGAGAAAAGAAUUGUGCUAACUAAGCCAAUGAUAUUAGAAAAGGAAUGUGAUUCAGACGCGGGUUAUAAGGCCCCUAACCUUAUGCAACGCAUAAUGAGUUUAUUAAAAAAUGUACGCCCAGGAUCUGAUCUCACACGCUUCCAGCUACCACCUCUAUUUAACUUGCCAAAGUCACAACUACAGUGCUAUGGUGAAUCAGUGUAUUGCACGUCUUUGGAUUUGCUAAGCAUAUGCAACAGUGGACAGAAUCCAUUGGAAAGGUUCAUAUCUGUGGUAGCAUGGUGCAUAUCUACCACACGGCCUGUCACUUUUGGGGUUGCUCCUUAUAACCCUAUUCUGGGUGAGACACACCAUGUUUCAAAGGGAAACCUUAACGUGCUAUUGGAACAGAUUUCACAUCACCCUCCAGUAAGUGCCCUCCAUGCAACAGAUGAGAAAGAAAACAUUGAAAUGAUAUGGUGCCAGCAACCUGUUCCAAAGUUUAAUGGCACAUCAAUUGAAGCUCAAGUGCAUGGUAAACGGCAGCUGAAGCUCCUAAAUCAUGGUGAAACAUAUGAAAUGAAUUGUCCUCACCUUUCAUUCAGAAUUCUUCCAGUCCCUGGGGCUGAUUGGGCUGGCACAGUUAAUAUAAGGUGUCUAGAGACAAGCCUAGUUGCUGAGCUAUCCUUCAGAUCAAGUUCUUUUCUUGGAGUUGGGGGAAAUCAUAGAGUGAUCAAAGGGAAGAUCCUUGAUUCUUCAUCAUUGAAAGUUCUAUACCAAGUUGAUGGUCACUGGGAUAGGAUUGUAAAAUUGAAGGAUACAAAUAAUGGGAAAGUUAGAGUGAUAUAUGAUGCAAAUGAAGCGAUUUCAGGGCUCCAAGCUCCUAUUCUAAAGGAUGUGGAGGGUGUGUGGCCAACAGAAUCAGCCCAUGUUUGGGGUGAAUUGAGCCAAGCCAUUUUGAACAAAGACUGGGAGAAAGCAAGAGAAGAAAAGCAUACAGUGGAGGAAAGACUGAGGGAGCUAGAGAGAGAAAGAGAGUCAAAAGGGGAAACUUGGACUCCUAAGCAUUUUGUGGCAUCUUAUAGCAAAGAAGUAGGGUGGGAGUGUUCACCUAUUCGUAACAGGGUAUCAAUAGCCCCCAUCGUGGCCCAAUAA